Molecule: messenger RNA, 1322 nt
Organism: Tarenaya hassleriana
Lineage: Eukaryota; Viridiplantae; Streptophyta; Magnoliopsida; Brassicales; Cleomaceae
Product: N-glycosylase/DNA lyase OGG1
Exons: 3
Coding region: 23-1159 (378 amino acids)
Biological process (GO): base-excision repair; base-excision repair, AP site formation; nucleotide-excision repair
Cellular component (GO): nucleus
Molecular function (GO): 8-oxo-7,8-dihydroguanine DNA N-glycosylase activity; damaged DNA binding
Source: RefSeq, a predicted model, not a curated record
AAAGGUCAUUCCCUUGACGGCGAUGAAGAGACCCCGGACUUCGCCGUCGCUCUCCGUGCCGGGAUAUCCGCCACCGCCGUCACCUCCGGUGACGCCGGUCCCAAGUCAAAAGCUCUACAGAACAGGGAAACCUAAGUGGUUCACGUUGAAACUCGACCGAUCGGAGCUCUCGCUGCCGUUAACCUUCCCUACCGGUCAAACUUUCCGGUGGAAGCAGACCGGAGAGAUUCAGUUCACCGGAGCGAUUGGGCCCCACCUCGUCUCUCUCCGCCACCUGUCUGAAGACGGCGCCGUUUCGUACUGCCUCCACCGCACGGCCGAUUCGGCAGCGGCGGAGCGCGCGCUGCUCGAUUUCCUCAAUGCCGAGAUCUCGUUGGCCGAGCUUUGGUCUGGUUUCUCGGAGAAGGAUCCUCGGUUCGCUGAGCUGGCGAGGCAUCUCCGUGGCGCGCGUGUGCUGAGGCAGGAUCCGCUCGAGUGCCUGAUGCAGUUCUUGUGCUCGUCGAACAAUAACAUAGCGAGGAUUACAAAGAUGGUGGGUUUCAUCUCGUCGUUAGGGUUUCAUCUGGGUAGCGUUGGUGGAUUGGAGUUUCAUCAGUUCCCAUCAUUGGACCGGCUAUCCUCGGUUUCAGAGGAAGAGCUUAGAGAGGCUGGUUUUGGAUACAGAGCCAAAUACAUAACAGGUACAGUACAUGCUUUGCAAUCAAAACCCGGUGGCGGCACAGAAUGGCUUCUAUCCCUACGUAAAUUGGAUCUCCAGGAUGCAAUUGAUGAGCUGUGUACAUUACCGGGUGUUGGUCCGAAGGUUGCAGCAUGCAUAGCUCUGUUUUCUCUUGACCAGCAUAGCGCCAUUCCCGUUGACACGCAUGUCUGGAAGAUUGCCACGAGCUACCUGCUACCAGAGCUUGCUGGUGCCAGACUAACGGCUAAACUCUGCAGCCGAGUGGCAGAGGCAUUCGUGAGAAAAUACGGGGAAUAUGCCGGUUGGGCACAGACGUUGCUUUUCAUCGCGGAAUUACCCGCACAAAAAGCUCUACUGCAAUCAUAUUCCCAGUCCAUCCAAGAGGAUAAGCACAUAUCUGCAGAAAAAGGAAGGAUUUUGAAGCUAGCUGCCAUGAAAAACGAAGCCAUGACCGUACGGAAAAAUGUUUCCGGUCCUUGAUUUAGGACCAAAUCAGCAACUUGGUCUUGUCCAAGAGCAUAUAUAUUGUUGGUUAAGGAUGAGACUGUCCUCCUGACUGAGCUUCAUGCCCUUAACAUGAUGUUAUGAACUUGGAGUGAAUAAUGAUCUAAUAAUAGCAUUUAGUAAAAUUCUUUCUUUAUUA